GCCCAUGUCAUGGUAAUUUUGUUCUUACGUUGUCUCUUGCCUGUCUGUUUUACGUGGACUAGGUUUCAAGGGCCGUGAACUUUAUCAUGUUUGAAAGGCCCAAAAGUCAAACAUGAAUUACCAGUGGUAAAUAAGUUACAGUAAACCCAUGGUAAAUAGAAGUCCGGAUACAGGUAACGUCUUCCCGGGAAGCAUCUGCCGCGCUGAUGAACCAGUCCGUCUGAACAUCGAGCUUCGAGCGUAAUGACAAAUGAAAUAAAGGAGGGCGAGAGAGAGAGGGCAAUGUCCAGGGCUCGCGUUUACACAGACGUCAACGUUCAACGCCCAAGAGAUUACUGGGAUUACGAAUCUCACACUCUUCAAUGGGGUGCACAAGAUGACUAUGAGGUUGUUCGGAAGGUUGGAAGAGGAAAAUACAGUGAGGUCUUUGAAGGUGUGAAUGUCACCAACAAUGAAAAAUGUGUUAUCAAGAUCCUUAAACCCGUCAAGAAAAAGAAGAUUAAAAGGGAGAUAAAGAUACUGCAGAAUCUUUGUGGUGGUACAAAUAUUGUGAAGCUGCUUGAUAUUGUUAGAGAUGAACAUUCAAAAACUCCUAGCUUGAUCUUUGAAUAUGUGAAUAGUGAAGAUUUCAAAGUGUUGUACCCCACACUGACGGAUUAUGACAUUCGCUACUACAUAUAUGAACUUCUCAAGGCAUUGGAUUACUGCCAUUCGCAGGGCAUAAUGCAUCGAGAUGUCAAGCCUCAAAAUGUUAUGAUCGAUCAUGAGCUCCGAAAACUUCGCUUGAUUGAUUGGGGUCUCGCUGAAUUCUACCAUCCUGGCAAAGAGUACCAUGUUCGAGUAGCUUCAAGGCACUAUAAGGGCCCUGAACUCCUUGUGGAUUUGCAAGAUUAUGACUAUUCGUUAGACUUGUGGAGCCUUGGAUGUAUGUUUGCAGGAAUGGGUUCUCUUUCCUUGCAGAUCUUUCGCAAGGAACAAUUCUUCUAUGGUCGUGACAAUCAGGACCAGCUAGCGAAAAUUGCUAAGGUUCUUGGAACAGAAGAAUUAAAAGCAUAUUUGAAUAAAUAUAACCUUGUGCUUGAUCCUCAGCUCGAGGCUCUUGUUGGAAGGCACAAUAAGACGCCAUGGUCAAGAUUUAUUAAUGCAGGAAAUCAGCAUCUGGUUUCUCCAGAGGCCAUUGAUUUUCUAGAUAGGCUUCUUCGAUAUGAUCAUCAGGAAAGGCUUACAGCAAGAGAAGCAAUGGAUCAUGCAUGCUUCUCCCAAGUGAGAAGUGCAGAAAAUAGCUGGAUACGGACGCAGUAACACCAGACUCCAACUAAAUCCUUUGGUAAAAAAUACUUUUAUCCGCUGUCUUUCCAUGUAGCCUGUGAAUGAUCACCGAAGGAAAAUAUUUACCUAACUUAGGUUGUUCAUUACAUUCAUUAUUUGAAAUUUUAAUGACGAUAUUCUUCUUUUA
Pyrus x bretschneideri (Chinese white pear) is the source of this 1456-nucleotide messenger RNA. Its product is annotated as casein kinase II subunit alpha-2-like. NCBI's taxonomy places the organism in Eukaryota, Viridiplantae, Streptophyta, Magnoliopsida, Rosales, Rosaceae. Gene Ontology annotation, biological process: protein phosphorylation. Gene Ontology annotation, cellular component: protein kinase CK2 complex; cytosol; nucleus. The coding region runs from base 244 to 1302 and encodes 352 amino acids. The transcript has 10 exons. Gene Ontology annotation, molecular function: ATP binding; protein serine/threonine kinase activity. The record is from RefSeq and is a predicted model, not a curated record.